AAUGACUUAGGCGAUUAUUUUAAGAGUGUGACGAAAUAAAACUGCAACACACAAUGAGCGGGGCACCCAUGUUACAUUUCCCCACCCACUCUGCGCCUGCUCUGUCUGUAACGGCGCCCAAGCAUAUAUAGGUAGCUCAUCAAAACUAGCUCCUAUUGAAAAGUGUCGCUACACAGCGUAGCAAUAGCGGCAUUAGCUUAGCAUAGCUUACGGAUAUCAGUCAGUAACACACGGAGCUAAAAUGAUAUGAAAGUGUGGACGUGACGCUCAUAUCGUGUGCCUUGGUCGACCGGCGUUGAAACUGGAAGCUGUUGAUAUUGAAAAAGAAGAAGAAGAAAUUGCCAACGGUGGUUUAGCGGCACGUUUAUGUUAGCCGGCUAAUGCUAGCUAACUAGCAGUCUGGCAAACAGGAAAACAGGGUGAGCAGGCUGGCUGGCAGGCAGCAGCCAAGAUUUGGAUUAACUUGAAGCAAUGGAUGUCAACUCAGAGGCUGCCUCAGAGCGAAUUCUGCUGGAACCAUACAAGUACUUGUUACAGCUACCUGGACUGCAAGCAGUACUGAACGGGCCCUCGCAGAGUGGAGCCAUCGGGGGAGGAGCCAUCGGAGGAGGACACGUCAGACGCGGCGCUGUGGGCCCAGUCCCUAUGCGUACCAAAUAGCGUGUCUCCUACAACUCAGCUCAAAGCAAACAGGUGAGGACAAAACUAUCCCAAGCAUUUAACCACUGGCUCAAUGUUCCCGAGGACAAACUGCAGGUGAUCAUCGAGGUGACUGAGAUGCUGCACAACGCCAGCUUGCUCAUAGACGACAUCGAGGACAGCUCCAAGCUGCGGCGAGGCUUCCCCGUGGCCCACAGCAUCUACGGCAUCCCCUCCGUUAUCAACUCGGCCAACUACGUCUACUUCUUGGGCUUGGAGAAGGUGCUGACCCUGGAGCACCCCGAGGCUGUCCGAGUGUUUACCCGGCAGCUGCUGGAGCUGCACCGCGGUCAGGGUCUGGACAUCCACUGGAGGGACACCUACACCUGUCCCACCGAGCAGGAGUACCGCAACAUGGUGCUGCAGAAAACCGGCGGACUCUUUGGUCUGGCUGUGGGCCUGAUGCAGCUCUUCUCGGACUGGAAGCAGGACCUGAAACCGCUCCUGGACGCACUGGGCCUCUUCUUCCAGAUCCGCGAUGACUACGCCAACCUGAGCUCUCACGAGUACAGCGAGAACAAGAGCUUCUGCGAGGACCUGACUGAGGGCAAGUUCUCUUUCCUCACAAUUCACGCCAUUUGGUCUCGUCCAGAGAGCACCCAGGUGCAGAACAUCCUGAGGCAGCGCACGGAGAACAAGGACAUCAAACGAUACUGCGUGGACUACCUGGAGAAGGUAGGCUCAUUCGCCUACACCCGUCAGACUCUGCGGGACCUGGAGGCGGAGGUCUACCGUCUCAUCGGAGAGUUUGGGGGAAACCCUCAACUGGAGAGCCUCAUCACACACCUGAGCAAAAUGCACCGUGAGGCUGAAGCCACAGCGGAGUCCGACCCUGAGCUGUCAGUGAUGAUAGAUGAUUCGCUGAUUUAGUGAUGCAGAUAUACACAGAAGCUUGACACAUACCAGUAUGUUACACUCACUAACUAUUAAAUGACUCACACUCUAUAAUAACCUUCAUAAAUAAAUGGUCAGUGGAUAGUUAUUUUACUGUUAACAGACAAUUAAAUUAUAAAUAUUCACGUUUACCAAUUAUUAGUAAUGCUAUAAUUUGUUAUUUUGAAAGUUUAUUGUUCCACACGUUACAAAAAAAUGUUGUACUAUAUUAACAAAUACUUGAUGUGGUAUAUAAAAUAUGAAAUUGAUUACCAAAUGAAGAAAUUGUUUGUAAACCAUCUACAAACAUUAUUUUGAUGCUAUUAUAAAAUUGGAGCUAAUUCUUAUAAUACGUUAAUAAUAAUAAGUGGUUUGUAAAGUGUCAAGUUCUAUUAAAUAUAUAUAAUAUCUACAUAAUAUCUACAAUCCCAAUUUCAAAAAAAGUUGGGACAAAUGCAAUCAUUUGAAAAUCUACAUUUAUUUGAAUGAAUUACAAAGACACAAUAUUAAAUGUAACUUUUAUUUUGUAAAAAAAAAAAAAAAAAAAAACUUUUUGUAAAAAUAUGCACUAACAAUUUGUUACAUUCUGUUUUUAUUAAGUGUCCCAAUUUUAUUUGGAAUCAGCGUGUAUGUCAGUAAUGUUUAUAGAUGCUUUACAAAGUAUCAACCAUUUAAGUGUUGUAAUCAUCAGUUGCAACUUUAUAACAGCCAUCCAAAUAUUUUUAUAGAGUUUACAAAUCAUUUGGUGAUCAUUAACAAAUACUAAUCAAAGUGUGGAACAAUCAACUGUGAAAUAACAUUAAAUAUAUCAUCAUUAAUGACUUGUAAGCAUUCCCAAUUAUAAUUUAAUCAUUUGUUGACAGUGAAAAAACCAUAAACGAGAAUUUAAUUAACUCGACAGCUUUGACUGCGUUCAGCAGCUACGAGACAGCGAAUCAGCCCCAAAUGUUGCCUUUCUCCUCUGUGUGCUUGACGGCAUCCUUCAAGUGUUGCUUAACAAAAUAAACAUCACCAAUCCAAUUGUAGCUGCACAGUCUGUGGAAGAAAUACAUUCAAAAAGAAACUAACUGUUUAAGUUGGUUUUAUGUUUUCUUUUCUGAAAAUGAAAAACAAGCUCAAAAGCCUUCCUCUUGAUGUGUACUACAGUGCAUAUAAAUGUGUUUUUUUAUGUAUUGCCACCAAAUGAAAAUUGUUUAUCUAAAGCUGAGUGAAUGCUGGGUGUUUUUUUCUGAAGUCCCUGUUUAAAAUAAGAUGUCUCAAGUGUGUGAUGAUGUGUGAUUUUGGGAUCCUUAAUCAUUAAGCCGCCAGAGUGCCAAUCCUGUAGAAAAAGACCUCUGCAACUCAAUUGUCUACUUGUUAUGUAACACGCUGGCAUUAUAUGCAAAGUAGUGCUCACGCUGUUUCUGCUGUAAUACUCUGUUGAUGUUUUGGGUUAUUCCAUCUGGUUCAGCUUCAACACAGUUUUUCACAUCCCUAAUAUUUUAUUAGGGUGAUUCUGUUAUAUUUGUAAGUAGACACUGUGCUGCAGUUAAGAACUUAUUUGCAUCUGUUGAAUAAAAAAAAAGCUUUAAAUAUAACCUGUGGGCUUUUCUGACUUCUGAAACAAAAUCUCACAUCUCCCUGUGGCAUCAAGGCUAGUUGGGUUUUCAUUGUUUUCAACUGAAGGUGUUUGAUGUGACGGGGGAAAAGAGGGAUCCUUCUCCAGAGAUAAGCAGCACCAUCUACUGAGCACACGGGUGUAAUGGAAACUCAAGAUGUGACUAACAAAAAGUACAGCAGUUUUAGGCUCCUUAUCCGGGAUCAUGCUCACACAUAUGUAUGGUCCCAGCAUUACAAAACAUUUAAUAGCUAUAACAGCACAACUCUGACUAGAUGGGACAAUCUGAGAGCCAUGAGAUCAAUUUCACGUUUGAUCACUUCCUUCCUCACUUUGCAUUUUAAGUUAUUUGCCGUGCGUGUGCUUUUUAUAUAAAGUUAUUUACUACCAAAGA
This is a messenger RNA of Centropristis striata (black sea bass), 3563 nucleotides long. It is a transcript of the gene ggps1, whose product is annotated as geranylgeranyl diphosphate synthase 1. The record is from RefSeq and is a predicted model, not a curated record. Gene Ontology annotation, molecular function: prenyltransferase activity. NCBI's taxonomy places the organism in Eukaryota, Metazoa, Chordata, Actinopteri, Perciformes, Serranidae. The coding region runs from base 778 to 1569 and encodes 263 amino acids. Gene Ontology annotation, biological process: isoprenoid biosynthetic process. The transcript is spliced from 5 exons.